Molecule: messenger RNA, 2649 nt
Organism: Python bivittatus (Burmese python)
Lineage: Eukaryota; Metazoa; Chordata; Lepidosauria; Squamata; Pythonidae
Source: RefSeq, a predicted model, not a curated record
AUGGUCCCUAUUCCAGCUGGAGUGUUUACAAUGGGAACUGAUGAGCCAGUUAUAAAACAAGAUGGAGAAGGGCCUGGAAGGAGAGUCCACAUUGGUCAUUUUUUCAUGGAUCGCUAUGAAGUCAGCAAUGCAGAGUUUGAGAAGUUUGUGAAUGCUACUGGCUAUGUUACAGAGGCAGAAAAAUUUGGUGAUUCCUUUGUAUUUGAAGGCAUGUUGAGUGAAGAAGUAAAGAAUGGAAUUCAUCAAGCUGUUGCAGUUGCUCCUUGGUGGCUGCCAGUUAAAGGAGCAAACUGGAAGCACCCAGAAGGCCCGGAUUCUGGUAUCUUAAACAGGCUGGAUCAUCCAGUUCUUCAUGUUUCUUGGAAUGAUGCUGUUGCCUUUUGCACAUGGUCAGGAAAACGGUUACCAACUGAAGCCGAAUGGGAAUACAGCUGUCGGGGAGGCCUUGAGAAUAGACUUUUUCCCUGGGGAAACAAACUUCACCCAAAUGGUCAGCACUAUGCAAAUAUUUGGCAGGGAGAAUUCCCUACAAGCAAUACGGAAGAAGAUGGCUAUAAAGGAACUGCACCUGUAACAGCAUUUCCUCCAAAUGGUUAUGGCCUGUACAACAUUGUGGGAAAUGCCUGGGAGUGGACAUCAGAUUGGUGGGAAAUUAAUCAUUCUGCAGAUGAAACGUACAGCCCAAAAGGACCUCCAAAAGGGUCUGACCGAGUGAAGAAAGGUGGGUCCUACAUGUGCCAUAAGUCCUAUUGCUAUAGAUAUCGAUGUGCAGCCCGAAGCCAAAAUACGCCUGACAGCUCAGCUUCCAAUCUGGGGUUCCGCUGCGCUGCUGACAGUCUACCAGACUACUUAAAGUGACAAAUCUUGACAGCUUUGGAGGAUGGAGAGAUCGCACCAGGCAUUGCAGAAGAGGAUGCAGCUCAAAGAUUCCACCUUUGUCUUGCCAAAACAGAAGAAACUGGAAAUUCUAAAUAUUUCAGCUAGCAGCUUGUGUUUUCUUUGAUCACUGGUUCUUAAAGAACCUGGGUUGCAUUUCCAUUUAGUUCACAUAACCUGAAAUACAUUGAUUAUUGAAUUGCUUUAAAUUUAAAUUAAGAACUAAAUCAUAUCAGUCAUUGUUUUGCUUUUUAAUAAGACGUUUUAGUCAAUUCAUUCAAAUUAUAGAUUGAUUUACAGACUUAAUUAAGUAUAAUAUAUUUCUUUAAUUUAAAAAAGUGGAUCUAAUUAAGAUAGAAUAGCAUACAGUAGUUACAGGGAGAAAAAGUCACAGAGGUCAUUCUGAUCCAAAGAAAUUUCAAGGCUGUUUGUAAUCAUAUUUGCAACAUAUUUAUGCUGCAACUGUCUUACCUUCUUGUUCCAUUGGUUUCAGUGGGUCUUAAAUUCAAUUCAUAUUUUUCAGGAUCAAUAAUUUUAAAAACAAACCAUUAUUCUGUUUUCUGAAAUUUACUGUAUGUAUGAUUUAUUGUUGCUUUUCAUGAAGAUUCUUAUUUUUGAUAAGUAACAAUUUCCUCAGCAGCUAUAGCAGAGAGAGUGCCUGACCCAAACCUUGACAAAUACCUUCCUUAGGACCUCCAUUUUCCCAUCCUCACUACCUAAAUUCUAGGGGACAGUUUUUCUUGCCCCCCCCCCACUGAAAGUGUUCCACUGGGCAAAUAUUAAAGUUGCCACUACCUGUGUUCAAUAGGCAGCUGGCCCCUUGGGCACCCGGAAUCUGGAUGGGGCAGAACAAGAACUCCCUCUUCACAAGGACAAGCUUUUAAAUAGAUGGUCCCAGUUUCCCCUUUUAAUCAGGUUACCAGGCCCAAGCAGUAUUGGAGUAUGUGGGGCAAGUCUAACCCCACCCCCUACCCUACCAGGAAUAAGACCAAAUAAAAUAUUUUUAUUUAACAUAAAAUAAGUCCUUGGGGAAUAAGGUAGUUGCACCAAGUACUAGGAGGCUAGACCUGCAUGUAAAAGCGAAGGAAGGAAGGAAGGAAGGAAGGAAGGAAGGAAGGAAGGAAGGAAGGAAGGAAGGAAGCAACCCUACUAAGGAGAACAGCACUGAAAAGAAAUAAUGCACCCUAAUGUGCCUGCCUAGACUUUCUCUGCCAUCUUGACCUGACUAGUUCCAGUUGUCCUAGAGUUUCAGAGCUCAGUCCCAGGCCCAAUUAGGAAACAUGCUGUUAAAGUCCUUGCUUUUCUGAGAACUUCCACUAACAACCUCUGGGGACAGGUAACUUCUAACUCCCUGCCCCUGAAUCCCACCCUGCCUCUCAUUGGAAGAAGACAGUGAUUUUAGUGUUCUGUAUGCAGCAGACCCCUCAUUCCACUACAACAUUUUUCACCAGCUGAUCUAAGAAAAAAUGUAUUUUUUUCCCCCAAAUGGCUCCUUCUAACUAUACGAUUCUGUAUUUAAGGAGCCUGAGGGUUACAGAUGGAAAUAGCUGUCAAUAACUUUUCAGGGAGAUACUGUGAAAAUCCUGAGAUAAAUCGUCUCUAAAAUGCACAUAGAGAAAAUGUGAACAGAGAUAGGCAUCUCGGGUUAUAUUUGAAUUACUUUUCCUACACACCCUUACUAGGGAAGUGUGCUGUUGACGUUAAUAGGGCUUUCUUUUCAACAGGCCUUUGUAGGGCUGUGGGAGGUAUCUAAUAAAACUUUGCAAUUCUUUG